This is a messenger RNA of Coccomyxa subellipsoidea C-169, 1491 nucleotides long. RefSeq names its product catalase-domain-containing protein. NCBI's taxonomy places the organism in Eukaryota, Viridiplantae, Chlorophyta, Trebouxiophyceae, Coccomyxaceae. The record is from RefSeq and is a predicted model, not a curated record. The transcript has 13 exons. Bases 1 to 1491 code for a protein of 496 amino acids. Gene Ontology annotation, biological process: response to hydrogen peroxide; hydrogen peroxide catabolic process. Gene Ontology annotation, molecular function: heme binding; catalase activity. Gene Ontology annotation, cellular component: cytoplasm.
AUGCCAAAUGCCGCAUUCAACACGGAUACCUUGACAACCAACACUGGAGCCCCGAUCGUCAGCAAUGAGUUCUCUCUGCGCGCUGGGAACCGAGGCCCUGUGCUGUUGGAGGACUACCACAUGCUGGAGAAGCUUGCACAGUUCAACAGGGAGAAAAUUCCGGAGCGCAUAGUGCACGCCAGGGGCGCAGGCGCGCACGGCUUCUUUGAGGUCACGAAGGACAUCACCAAGUACUCCUCAGCCGACUUCCUGGGCUCUGUUGGCAAGAAGACCCCCGUCACCGCUCGGCUGUCCACAGUGGUCCAUGAGAAGGGGUCGCCAGAGAGCUUGCGCGACGUGCGCGGCUUCUCCGUGAAGUUCAAGACACAGCACGGAAACUGGGACUUUGUCGGCAACGACAUUCCGGUGUUCUUCAUCAGGGAUGGCAUUCAGUUUGUGGACCUGGUGCACUCGCUGCGGCCCAACCCCAAGACCAACAUUCAGGAGGGCUGGCGCAUUCUGGACUUCCUUUCCCACCACCCAGAAUCCUGCCACAUUUUGACGUGGCUUUUUGACAACGACGGCAUCCCCAAGAACUGGAGGAAGCUGAAUGGCUUUGGCGUCAACACCUUCAAGCUCAUAAACGCUGAUGGCGAGGAGCAUCUCUGCAAGUUCCACUGCCUGCCAGUGGGCGGUGCGGAGUUCAUGACCGACGACGAGGCGGUGAUGGCAGGCGAGAAGAACAUGCGCCACAGCCAUGCAACGCACGACCUGUACAACGCCAUCGCAGAGGGUGACUACCCCGAGUGGACGUGGCUCAUCCAGGUCAUGCCCGUGGACACAGACCCCGCCUCCAUCGGAUUUGACCCCCUGGAUGACACCAAGCUGUGGCCGGAGGAGGACUUCCCGCUGAUGGAGUUUGGGCGCAUGGUGCUGGACACCAACGUCAAAAACUAUUACUCCGAGGUCGAGUCCAUCGCAUUUGACCCCGGCGUGACCGUGCCAGGCAUUGCGGUGUCGAACGACCCGGUGCUGCAGACGCGUGUGAUGGCAUACGCUGACGCGCAGCGCUACCGUCUGGGAGUGAAUUAUCAGAUGCUGCCGGUCAACAUUCCCGUCUGCCCCUUCCACAACAACCACAACGAUGGGGCGAUGAACUACAUCAUCAAGGACGAGGAGGCAAGUUUUCCGGAGGCGGUGCACCCGGAGGUUGCCAAGACUCACAUCAGCAAGGAGCCCAUCAACGGCGUGCGCGUUAAGGAGGACCUCUUCGUGGGCGAUGACUACAAGCAGGCCGGCGACCGCGUGCGCUCCAUGGACAAGGACAGGCGGGAGCGGUUCCUGGAGCAUGUGUUGGGCUGGCUGACGGACCCCAAGCUGACAGCUGAGGUGCGUGACACAUGGCUGGACAUCUGGACGCGCGUCGACAAAGACCUGGGCGCAGAAGUGCGCGAACAGGUCAAGGACACCCCUGCCGGCCACCCCUCCAAGGUCGGCGCCACCAAGGCCUGA